AUGGUUAAAUUACCAGAUUCGGCUGAUCGUUUUACGCCUUACUUUUUGUACGAGGAGCGCUUGAAAUCUUUUGAUGAUAGAUGGCCGCAUAAAUCGCAAAAUUUAAGUCCUGAGAGGAUGGCUAAAGCUGGUUUUUUCUUUCUGCCCGAUGAAGCAGAUUCUGACAGUGUUCGUUGUCCGUUUUGUUUAAAGAAUUUAACUGGAUGGGAAGAAAAUGAUGAUCCAAUGAUAGAACAUGAAAAACGGAAAGAGAAUUGUUAUUUCAUGCAACUCAAUAAGCUCGAAGAAGACUAUACAGUUGAAGAUUUCCUCGUGUUGGCAGCUCAUUCGCGAUCUGCAGCUUGGGUAAAUUUUUUAUUUCUCAUAUGA
Dracunculus medinensis (Guinea worm) is the source of this 369-nucleotide messenger RNA. NCBI's taxonomy places the organism in Eukaryota, Metazoa, Nematoda, Chromadorea, Rhabditida, Dracunculidae. The record is from the annotation of a GenBank genome assembly.